AUGAAGAUAUCCAAUAUUCUGCUUUGGCCAGUCCUACUCGGACUGGUUGGAGCAAACCCCAUCGCAUUGGAAGCUGCGAAUUCAGGCUCAACAACAACCGUUAAGGCCGCUGACAAGAAAGCCGAUUCGAAAACCACUACCUCGACGAAAUCCCACACGACUGAGGCAAGUGCUACAGGUACCAGCCCCUGGCGCUUCGAGCACUCGGGUGACUGGGUGAACAUUCCAUGCAAUGGAAAGGAUACCGAUAUCACAAAAGGAACUUUCAUGGAUAAGUGGAAUGCAGCAAAAGUACCUACGGCCUGGACUCAGUUAUUCAACGACUUCAAAACAUACCGCGAUAAAGACGAGAAAAAGGCUGGUAGUGGAGGACCGGUCAGGUUGGACUCGUAUCUGUGGAAUGCUUUCAGUAUCAACACCGAUCCCCAAUGCUCUGUGCAUGACGCCCCCUGUGCUCCUCCAGAGUGUGGAAAGAAUCAGUUCCCCGCAGCUGCCGAGUAUAUUCUGAGUUCCUUCUCGUAUCUUCAUCAGGCUAUCGCAACUGUGUGGGACUCUGUUAUCGCCAAUCAGAUCAUUUCCCAAGGCGACAUGUCAAACUUUGUGCAAUCCUUUGCGGAGAGAAAAGAUACUACCGAUGAGAAGACUCUAAAGAUUAUCCUGGACAGUUUGACAUUCGUUCUCGGACUGGGGUCUGCGGUGGUGUGGAAUGAUAUCCUCAAAGAAGCCAAGGUCUUCCCACAAUACCUAAAUAAAGCCAAAGGCCAAAGAUUCCCGUCAAACGGCAAGGCACCCGAGGGCGCCAAGCCCUCAGAAGGUAACUCCCGAUCAGUAUGGAAAGAUGUUUCCAGCGCCUCAAUUGCCUAUGGUAUGUUCAACCUAACUUCGACCCGUAUCCGAUCUACUCCAGUCGACGCCAUCACCGAAAUCACAGGUAAAAUGGCAUGGUACGCCAGUAGCUACUUCAACUCAACCCUCAUCGGCAUCCAGAAUCAGCUCACCGAUAUAAUGUGGGCGAACGACACCAAGAACCGGGACAAAAUUGACCAAAUGAUGGAAAGCGGCGGCAUGUUUAACAUGUCCGGUUUGACUGAUUCGAGUUGGUCGGACCUGCAGUCUGAUUUGAAGAGUCUAUUCUGGGGAAGUAUGCUUCCGGAGGUUUGGGAGAGCUCGGAGCAGCCUAUGCAUCCCUUUAUUCUACGACUAGGCCCCGAGCACUGGAAGUGUGGCGAUGAUGUCGAAGUUGGUGGCGGCAAGGGAUGGCACGUAAGCUCUUGGAAUCCGGGGAGAUAUAUGGACCCAGGUACCAAUAUUGGAACGCACUGGUGUGAUAAAAAGGAUCUAUCAAAAUCCGCUACUUACUGGCUUCUCAACGCCAAUUAUCCCAAGUGCCCGUCUUGUAUCAGUGCAGAUUGGCAGCCAUUUACGACACUGAAAGGAGGUAAUAAUGAGACGCUUGACGGGGAGAGAUGGGGUAUUUCACUUGAGGAUAUCAUUGCUUCGAGUUGGAGUGGUUUCCUGAAGAAUGGCAAGCGAAAUGGCUAUUCUAUGCAAUCUGGGGAAUCGGUGGUUGUCGAUGAGGACUGGAACCUGCAAGACUAUGGAUGGCCUAUGCUGGGCAAUAUCCAGACGCCAGGGUUCUUCAACUUCACAAUCUGCCUCGACCCCUCCGAAGCAAAAUCAAACAUAAUGAACCUCGUCCACCCACCCUGCGGUGCCCAACCAAAGGACGUCAACGACGCCCCCGGCGGCCAAAACGCAGCCGGCUACGUCCCAGGCUGGUGCACAAUCCACAUCACCCAAUUCCAACCAGACCAGUACAAACAAGGCACCCACGAAGACUUUGAAUACAUCAACCCACUAAACGAAUACCAACUCGCAGUCACCGUCAUGGGCGGUGAUAACACGCCCCUCGCAUACGCAACUAAACAACCCGUCGACGGCGCACUCGAAAUCGACAGCAAACUGCCCCACCCGCUCAUCGUACAGGAUAACUACAAAGGAGCUGAUGGCAAAAACAUGCUCUCCUUCUGGUACAAUGACCAGUGGUGGCUAGAAGUUGACCAACAACACCACUGCAACAUCGGCGCCUUCGACAACGGUAAACGCGAAGGCGCAUGUGGAUUCACCUGCAACAAUCCAGACCAAGAUCCCAAAAAAUCCCCUCCACGCGCACCACCAUCGAACCCUGUGAAAGCCUUCCAAGGCACAGGAACACCACAAUCCUUCGGCAACGCAAAGGAUUACAAAAAGGGCAAAUGCGAGCUGCAUAUUCGCCAGUAUCAGCAGAACGAGAUGUCGAAUGAUCUUAAUGCGGGCACGUAUGCGUUGGAACUUACCUUGUAUGAUGAUGAUGCGGCGCUAAUUGCGUAUACGGAGAAGACGAAUCGGGCUGGUGGGGAUGCGAAGAAUACGGUGAAUAUUCAGGGGCCGUUAAAGUGGCUUGUUACUUGUUAUAGUGGGAAGGAUGAUAAGACGGUUCCGACUUGUAAGUAUGGGGCGCAGGAUUUGACGCCGGGGAAUAAGGGGUGGAAGAAUGGGUUGAGGGAUUUUGGGGUUAAGUUUAAUUGUUGA
Messenger RNA from Penicillium subrubescens, 2571 nucleotides. RefSeq lists its product as uncharacterized. Bases 1 to 2571 code for a protein of 856 amino acids. The record is from RefSeq and is a predicted model, not a curated record. The transcript has 10 exons. Lineage: Eukaryota; Fungi; Ascomycota; Eurotiomycetes; Eurotiales; Aspergillaceae.